Molecule: messenger RNA, 930 nt
Organism: Zootermopsis nevadensis
Lineage: Eukaryota; Metazoa; Arthropoda; Insecta; Blattodea; Termopsidae
Source: RefSeq, a predicted model, not a curated record
GUUGCGAAAAUUAGGUCGUCGAAGGCCCCAGCGCGAGACGUAAAAGGAAGCCUCUGUGGAAGUCGCGAGAUAUGGCGAGACGAUGGGCCUACGCGGUCGUCUUCCUACUCUGCGGCGCACCGCUCACAGUUGGCAACCUCUCCACGCGCCCUGAGGCGGUAGUGUCCCCAUCUAGUGUCUACGAGUUGGAGGACCUGAAAGCUGGCGAGAGCGUGGGGUAUCUGUCCCCAGGCGCACAGUGGCCCUUAGGGCAGCAGCUGGGACUGGGUCCCUACUCCGUAGCAUUGCUCGGCCCCGGCACGCUGCUGAAGAGCUUGUUGUCGAACCCGGCUCUGGGCGUCGGGUACGGAGGUCUCGCACCCCAGCCUCAUUUCCACCUGCACGGACGUGACCCACUUGUACUGCUGCUGCUACGGCAAUAUGGCAGAUACCUGCCCUACGGCCUCGGCAGAUACGGCCUCUACGGUUACAGCGCGCCGAACUACGCUGAAGACAACAAGCCCUUCGGAUCGCACAAGCAGGAGUACAGGCUGUAACGUCAUUCUGCAGAUCGCCGAUGUUGCGAAUGGGAAUGGAGCAGACUGUCUGUCUACCAGCAACACAGAAGUGAUGGUUGAUAAACGAAGUCCAGACUGCAGAUUUAUCGGAGAAUCGGUUUCCGGCCAAAUUCAUCACACACGCUCCGGUUCACCGGAAGGUUGGUCUUCAGAGACGUAAGCCUUCCGGCAAGCCGGAGCGUGUGUGGCCACCCUAACACCGACAACACCAAAGCCCGCCACCGGCCACGAUCCUGAGCCAUCGCCAUUCAUUUACCAACCUCGCAGCCCACCUCCCAUCUUCUUCUUGGUCUGGCCAGCGAUCGUUUUCCAGAAGGAUUCCCUAAUAAAAUUCUGCAUGCACCCCUAGCCUCCCCGGUCCCAUGCGUGCUAC